CCGGCGCCAUUUUGAAAGUGGAGUCGCCUACCCUGCCGCUGCUGCCGCCGCCGUCGCUGUCGUAGCCGCCGCCGCCGCUGCUGGAGAAAGAGCAAGAGUGGGGAAGACCAAGAGUGAAAUCCACCAUCCCGCCGGCUGGUUUGCCAGCCCCUCCUUCCUUCUCCCCCGACCCCCGCCCCCUCCCCCCACAGGUGCCAUCCGCCGCCAUCCGCCCUCUCUACCCCCCCAUCCCCAGGUGAGGGGGGUGAGUUCAGGAAGCGGAGACCCCGAGGAACCCAGCAGGGUCACCAUUUGCAGCGCAACAUGGCAGGUCCAAAGAGUGCAAGGCCUCUAAUACAGCGAGUUGCGUGAAAAAUGAGCUGGAGGAGGGAAUGAUAUUCAGUGGUGUUUUUCUCAGGUGAAAGGAGCAGUAGAUGAUGAUGUAGCAGAAGGAAAAUGGCUCUGGUGUCAAAAAGCAAGGAAAAAACCCUGAUAAUUUUAUUUGAACUUGACUGAAGUUAGCACCGACUUUGGGUGUAACAUGACUGAUUCUAGUAGCCCCUGCUGUGUUUGGGAGCCACAAGAAGAGCUGUGCAUAUUGAAGGUGCAUAGCACAAAGCAUUGCUGCAGAUAUAAUUUCUACAGUAGAAUUUAAUCAUUCUGGAGAAUUACUAGCAACCGGAGAUAAAGGUGGUAGAGUCGUCAUCUUUCAACAGGAGCAGGAGAACAAAAUCCAGUCUCAUAGCAGAGGAGAAUAUAAUGUUUACAGCACCUUUCAGAGCCAUGAACCAGAGUUUGACUACUUGAAAAGUUUAGAAAUAGAAGAAAAGAUCAACAAAAUUAGGUGGUUACCCCAGAAAAAUGCUGCUCAGUUUUUAUUGUCUACCAAUGAUAAAACAAUAAAAUUAUGGAAAAUCAGUGAAAGGGACAAAAGACCAGAAGGGUAUAAUUUGAAAGAGGAAGAUGGAAGGUAUAGAGAUCCUACUACAGUCACUACACUACGUGUGCCGGUCUUUAGGCCCAUGGAUCUAAUGGUUGAGGCCAGUCCACGACGAAUAUUUGCCAAUGCUCAUACAUAUCACAUCAACUCAAUUUCUAUUAAUAGUGAUUAUGAAACGUAUUUAUCUGCAGAUGAUUUGCGGAUUAAUCUUUGGCACCUGGAAAUUACAGACAGGAGUUUUAACAUUGUGGAUAUCAAGCCUGCCAAUAUGGAGGAGCUGACAGAGGUGAUUACAGCAGCAGAAUUCCAUCCAAACAGUUGUAACACAUUUGUAUACAGCAGCAGUAAAGGAACUAUUCGGUUAUGUGACAUGAGGGCAUCUGCCCUCUGUGAUAGGCAUUCUAAACUGUUUGAAGAACCUGAAGAUCCGAGUAACAGGUCUUUUUUUUCUGAAAUCAUCUCUUCAAUUUCUGAUGUAAAAUUCAGCCAUAGUGGUCGAUAUAUGAUGACUAGAGACUAUUUGUCAGUCAAAAUUUGGGACUUAAAUAUGGAAAACAGGCCUGUGGAAACAUACCAGGUGCAUGAAUACCUCAGAAGUAAACUUUGUUCACUAUAUGAAAAUGACUGCAUAUUUGACAAAUUUGAAUGUUGUUGGAAUGGAUCUGACAGUGUUGUCAUGACUGGAUCUUACAAUAAUUUCUUCAGAAUGUUUGACCGGAACACAAAGCGAGACAUAACCCUAGAAGCAUCACGGGAAAACAAUAAACCUCGCACAGUUCUGAAGCCACGCAAAGUGUGUGCAAGUGGCAAGCGAAAGAAAGAUGAAAUAAGCGUUGACAGCCUAGACUUCAACAAGAAAAUACUUCAUACAGCCUGGCACCCCAAGGAAAAUAUCAUUGCUGUAGCUACUACAAACAAUCUGUAUAUAUUUCAAGACAAAGUGAAUUAGGGUUGGCAUUCCUAGCAGAAGAGCCCACUUCCUGCUUAGUUGAGAUAGUUGAAUCUAGCAUUCAUACUUAAAAAAAGAGAGAGGUCCAUUGUGGCGCCCCUUUUCCAGUGUUUGACAAUGUGCCAUUCGACAACACAUUUUUAAUAGCUACAUGGAGAAAGCUCUGUGGGUUCCUCCCUGUGGUGUUCUCCAUGUCUGCUAGCCAUUUAGGUAAGGGUAGGGCACUUUUAAUUUAAAUGACUUCUUGCACCAUCUUGCCUAAUGGACUAGAUUGGACUGUAUCAACAUUGAUUUACUCCACUUUUUAUGCCUUCCAUUGUGAUGACGUCAAACACAGUGAAAGCCUUCAGUCAUGCUUAUGGGAUUUAAUUGUGUAUCCUCAUUACUGUAUCAUUUGUGGGGUACACCCCCUCCCCCCUUUUUUAAAUUAAAUACAGCUCAUUCUUACUGUGGCUUGUAGCAUUCCUCCUCUUCUGGCCUCCUGGACUCUUCCCCUUCAUCUCUCUUACCCUUGCCCCUCCACCCAGUCUUGGUGGUGGUAUAAAAAAGGAAAGAACGAAAGCACACAAAACGAGUCAGUUGGGGUCAGUGGUAAAGGGGGUAUAUGUUGCGAACAAAUGUUUUAAUAACAGUUGGCUGUAAUCACUCCUUGCCGUGUCUGGCACUGAAAAUAAGGAAAAAAAAAAACUACUACUGAAUAAAAGUGACAAAGAAUGGAGAA
Kogia breviceps (pygmy sperm whale) is the source of this 2589-nucleotide messenger RNA. RefSeq names its product protein phosphatase 2 regulatory subunit Balpha (gene PPP2R2A). Gene Ontology annotation, molecular function: protein phosphatase regulator activity; protein binding. Gene Ontology annotation, cellular component: cytosol; protein phosphatase type 2A complex. The record is from RefSeq and is a predicted model, not a curated record. Lineage: Eukaryota; Metazoa; Chordata; Mammalia; Artiodactyla; Physeteridae.